AGGGCAGUUGCAACAAAGAGGAAAUUUUUAGGGACAUCUACUUCUUAGAAGUUAAACUACUUUUCUGAGUGAUAAAGUGUACUCUGAAGGUGUUUUGGACUCUUUCGUUGCUAUUGUAAAGUCCAAUGUCAUCCACUCUACGAACCCUGAUGGCAGGAAACCAGAUAACAUCCUUUAUUUUCAUCAGCUCUGUGUUAGUACAUACUCACUCAGCUGAUAAUAUCUACUCUGCUGUGAUGCCCCAGACAGUAACAGCUCUAACAGGCUCUUGUGUGCAGAUUCCUUGCACGUUCAACAUCUCCAAUUUUGAGGACAAACGUAAGAAUGCAACAUCAAUUUAUGGGAUCUGGUUAAAAAACAAAUCGCAGUUUGCAGACAAAGAUGGUUUAAUAGCGUUUAACAGCAGUAAAAACAUCAUUAGAGGAUUCAGUGACAUACAGAUGACUGGAUAUCUCACUGAGAGGAACUGCACAACUCUCUUCUAUAACAUCAUGAUGAAUCAUUCAGACAGCUAUUACUUCAGACUGGAAAUGGAGCCAGAUGUGUUCAAAGCAACAUUUAACCCCAGUCAAGAUGUUUCAAGCAAGACUGUGAGGAUCAAUGUCAGAGAUUCACCACAACCUCCUGAACUUAAACCCAAUUAUCUGACAGUGAAGGAGGGAACUACAGUCAAUCUGAGCUGCUCUGCUGAAGCCCCCUGCCCCAAACAACCUCCUACAAUAUCCUGGUCUAACAUCCCUGAAUCUGCCCACAUUACAACACAGUUACAGGAGAAACCUGAUAAAACCCAGUCAGUGUUUUCAUACAUGACCUUCAAAGCUUCAUACAAAGAUCACAGAAAGAGCAUCACCUGCACUGCUACGUAUCCAAGAAAUACAUCUGAUGCCUCAACUGUGGAGAGCACUAUGAUGCUACAAGUCCUGUUUCCUCCAAAAGAAACUCGCGUCAUCAUUACUUCUGUUGGCACUAAUGUGACUUUGACCUGCGAAAGCCACGCCAGUCCAUCAAAUGACUUGAACUAUACCUGGUAUAAACAUGGAGAGGAGAGGCCUAUAGCUUGGGGAACGAAGAUUAAUUUAACCGAAACUCCGAUUCAAACAGGAUCAUACUUUUGCAUUGCACAAAAUAAACAUGGAAAACAGUCAUCAGAAGAGGCCCAGCGCACAGAUGAAGAACAGAGUGGACUCUCUCAUCUGGUGAUAUAUGGCUGUACAGGAGGACUUUUGACUUUUGUUCUGUUGUCUGCAGUAUUUUUCUACUGUAUGAGAACAAAGGCUUCAAGACAGGCCCGUGUCAGUGAUCAGGCUGAGGAUAAAAACAGAGACACGAUGGCUAUCUAUGCUAACAAUGCCACUGUGAUCAGCAAGAAUGGCGAGAAGAAAGAAACUGAUGAUCUCCACUAUGGUGAAAUUGACUUCUCCAAACUCCAGACGGGCCACAAGACAAAGGAACACUCAAACAAUGGCCCAGAGACAGAGUAUGCUGAGCUUCAAGUGAUAGAGAGAAAGAGACAAAUCAACGGUGCUCAGCAAAUGGACAAACUUUAUGCUCAAGUUCAGAAAAAGUGAUUUUUGCUCAUGUUAAAUCUUGCUCUUGUGCAGGGGCCAUGGACAGUCACCAGUUUUCACAAAUCCCAAUAUAACAUCUCUUUCGACUGGUGUAACAUUGUCUAUACUGUAAAUAAUGAAAUAAUAUUCUAUACU
Messenger RNA from Sinocyclocheilus anshuiensis, 1703 nucleotides. RefSeq names its product myelin-associated glycoprotein-like. The transcript has 8 exons. The record is from RefSeq and is a predicted model, not a curated record. Lineage: Eukaryota; Metazoa; Chordata; Actinopteri; Cypriniformes; Cyprinidae. The coding region runs from base 126 to 1568 and encodes 480 amino acids.